AUGGUGACUCCUGGCGUGCUCCCGCCCAACCUGGGCACCCGCGAGCCGCUGCUGUCGCUGCGCCGCCAGCUGGCGGGCCUGCUGGGCGACGGCCAGGAGGCGGGGCGCUGCUGGCUGCAGCAGGCCAAGCUCUGCAGGACGAUGGGCCACCAUGAUGGCGCCGAGGCGGCCGCGCUGCAGGCGCUGGCGGCCGGCGUGCCGGGCGCACUCUUGGAGCGGUGCAGGCUACUGUGGGCGUGCGACAAAGGCCACCGGGCCAUACGCGAGCUGGACGGCCCGGUCAGGCGGCUGCAGCAGGAGGUGGCGGGGGACUCUGACGGGGACGAGCCCAUGGCGGACGCGGGCGGCCGCGGCGGCGGCGCGGGGGCGGCGCCGGAGGACGCGCGCGGCAAGGCGCAGCUGGUGGGGCGGGCGCGGGGCCAGACCAACAAAGGCUGGGGCUGCGCGCGCGCUGCGCGCCCUGGCCUGCUUUGA
This is a messenger RNA of Monoraphidium neglectum, 474 nucleotides long. RefSeq lists its product as hypothetical. The transcript has 5 exons. Bases 1 to 474 code for a protein of 157 amino acids. NCBI's taxonomy places the organism in Eukaryota, Viridiplantae, Chlorophyta, Chlorophyceae, Sphaeropleales, Selenastraceae. Gene Ontology annotation, molecular function: protein binding. The record is from RefSeq and is a predicted model, not a curated record.